Messenger RNA from Scleropages formosus (Asian bonytongue), 7628 nucleotides. It is a transcript of the gene plxna4, whose product is annotated as plexin A4. Gene Ontology annotation, molecular function: semaphorin receptor activity; protein binding. Bases 1129 to 6840 code for a protein of 1903 amino acids. The transcript is spliced from 32 exons. Gene Ontology annotation, cellular component: plasma membrane; semaphorin receptor complex. The record is from RefSeq and is a predicted model, not a curated record. Gene Ontology annotation, biological process: regulation of cell migration; semaphorin-plexin signaling pathway. NCBI's taxonomy places the organism in Eukaryota, Metazoa, Chordata, Actinopteri, Osteoglossiformes, Osteoglossidae.
AUAGCCCAGAUAGAGCGAGAAUUAUGAACGGCUAAUCUCCUACCAUUAUGCAAGUAUCUUUUCAAACCGUAAUCUUCUUUCUGCAACUACACAAGGAUGAGAUGAUAUUUAAAUCCUUGGGUAAUUUCAGCCCUGUAAUUGUGUUCUCCAGUCCCAGCUGGUUUCCCGAAGCCCUGUUGUGCGGGGUUUGGAUGCGUGACAUAAACGUGUGAACGCCGGGGCUGCGCGGAGUUCAGCUCGUUCGAAGUGUGCGCGGUGAUCGCCCCUCGCGACGGUGAACAAUUAGCCCAAUCAGAACGCACGUCGCUGCGGGGGGGGGGAGGCAGGAGGGCUGCGGGAACAGGGCAGCUGCUCCUCGCGCUCUGCCACAGAGUCGUGCGCGCAGAUCGCAGCCCAGCUUAUCGGUGUCAGAGCCUCGCAGGGCGCUCGGCAUCUCGCGGCGUCUCGGAGCGCGGGGGGCGUGCGGAGCUCGCGCAACGCCAACGGCGCACAGCCACAGCACCGCGGAACCGCCGGGCAGCGAUCACAUCUCGGACAUGAAGCGGAGGGGCUGCGAGCGCGAUGGGGGGCGUCGCCGGGCCGCCCGGGCUUAGACCGGUGGCGGACGCGCAGUAGAGCCUGAGCAGGACUCGCACGUCGGGAGCGCGGAUGGAGAUCUGCAGCAGUCUGGUCUGACGGUGCAUGCACCGGAUUCCUCGGCGUUUUCUGAGAACUUGAGCGUCGCUGAGCGGGGAUCGCGAUCGAGAAGGGGAGACGCAGCGAGCGAGCGGAGCGCCAGAGCCGCAGGAUUGGUUCGCAGCGCGCUUUCCCUCCAGCCUCGAUACAACACCGUCCUUCUGGAGUAGCAGAGACUGGAGCGCUGCGCCGGGUUCCUGCGCAUUCCCGCCGCACAUCGCCAAGUGUAAUUGUAAUUGUAAUUCUGAUCGGGGGGUGUGUGAAGCGGACGUGCUCAUCCGCAGUGCCGAUGCGGCUGCGGCGGUGAAGCCCCCGAACCCAGCUAGCGCAGAACAAUGAACUCCCUUUUAAGAGGAGAUUGAUCACCAACUGGCCGACAGCUGAGGAAUCAGCCAUUUUUUCAUCCAUCCAGCAGAGGGGAACGAACUGACCCCUCUGUUCCACUGGCAAAAGAUGGCACCCUUUCCAUUGAAAUGGGCCUGUGUGACCCUUUGUUGCCUUUUUCGACCCCUGGAGGCCUUGUCAGCUUCAUUGGCCUCCUCCAAGCUGCAGCAGCCAACUGCCGCUGUGGCUGAGGAAUAUAGCACAUUUCGGGCUGAAAACCCUGAAUGGACCUUCAACCACCUGGCAGUAGAUGUCCGCAAUGGGAACGUAUACCUGGGAGCGGUGAACCGGAUCUACAAGCUGUCCUCCACCUUGGAACUGCAGGUGUCCCACCAGACAGGGCCGGAUGAGGACAACCGCAAGUGCUACCCUCCACGCAUUGUGCAGCCUUGCAGCGAGCCACUUGCUCUCACCAACAACGUCAACAAGAUGCUGCUGAUGGACUACCGAGAGAACCGGCUGCUGGCCUGCGGCAGCCUGUACCAAGGCAUCUGCAAACUGCUAAGGUUGGACGACCUCUUCAAACUGGGUGAGCCCUCACAUAGGAAGGAGCAUUACCUGUCCGGCGCCAAUGAAAGUGGCUCCGUAUUCGGGGUCAUCGUGUCCUAUGGUGACUCUGCGCCGGACAGGCUCUUUGUGGCCACGGCUGUGGACGGCAAACCCGAGUACUUCCCCACCAUCUCCAGCCGCAAGCUGGCACGCAACUCCGAGGCAGACGGCAUGUUUGCUUAUGUGUUUCAUGAUGAAUUUGUGGCCUCCAUGAUAAAAAUCCCAUCAGACACAUUCACCGUGGUGCCAGACUUCGAUAUCUACUACGUAUAUGGCUUUGCCAGCGGGAACUUUGUGUACUUCCUCACACUGCAGCCGGAGAUGGGGGGCCCAGUGGCUGGCUCCUCAACUGCCCGCGAGCAGGUGUACACCUCCAAACUGGUCCGGCUCUGCAAGGAUGACACAGCCUUCAACUCCUAUGUGGAGGUGCCCCUGGGUUGUGUGAAGGCUGGAGUGGAGUACCGCCUCCUGCAGGCUGCCUACUUAUCAGAGGCAGGCGCAAUCCUCGCCCGCUCACUGGGUGUGGCCCCUGGUGACCAUGUCCUUUAUGCCGUGUUCUCCAAGGGACAGAAGCGACGUCCUCGGGAAGAGUCGCAGGAGUCAGCACUGUGCGUCUUUGCACUGCGGGACAUCAAUGAGCGCAUCAAGGAGCGACUGCAGUCCUGCUACAAGGGGGAGGGCACACUAGACCUGGCCUGGCUCAAGGUGAAAGACAUUCCCUGCAGUAGUGCGCUCCUGAGCAUUGAUGACAACUUCUGUGGACUGGACAUGAACGCACCACUUGGGGUAUCAGAGAUGGUGCGUGGCGUUCCCCUCCUCUCCGAAGGGACAGACAAGAUGACCUCAGUCAUUGCCUAUGUCUACAAGAACCACUCGUUGGCCUUCGUGGGAACCAAGAGCGGCUGCCUGAAGAAGAUCCGUGUGGAUGGGCCAUCCCAUGGUGCCCUGCAGUAUGAGACCGUUCAGGUGGUGGAAAACGGGCCUAUUCUGCGCGAUAUGGCCUUCUCCACGGACCACCACUUCUUGUAUGUCAUGUCGGACACACAGCUGACACGGGUGCCAGUAGAGGUGUGUGGCCAGUAUUCCACCUGCAGCAAGUGCCUCGGCUCUGGGGAUCCGCACUGUGGCUGGUGUGUGCUGCACAACAUGUGCACAAGGAAGGAGAAGUGCGAGCGCUCCUUGGAACCCCGGAGGUUCGCCUCAGAUGUCAAGCAGUGCGUUCACCUCAGCGUCCAUCCCAACAACAUCUCUGUGUCUCAGUAUAGCGUCAUGCUGGUCCUGGAGGCCCACAAUGUGCCUGAGCUUUCCGCGGGUGUGAACUGCACCUUUGAAGACUUGGCCGAGAUGGAUGGGUUUGUAGAGGGCAACCGGAUAAAGUGCAGCUCGCCGGCCGAGAAGGAGGUGCCCCGCAUUAUUGUUGAUAAAGGAGAUCACCAGAUCGUCCAGUUGUACCUCAAGUCCAAGGAGACAGGCCUUGCCUUUGCCAACACCAGCUUUGUCUUCUACAACUGCAGUGUCCACCGGUCGUGCCUGUCCUGCGUGAGCAGCCCCUAUAGAUGCCACUGGUGUAAAUACCGUCACAUGUGCACCCAUGACCCUCGCAGCUGCUCCUUCCAGGAGGGUCGUGUCAAGCAGCCUGAGGAGUGCCCCCAGUUGCUGCCUGCAGAACGGAUCCUGGUACCAGUGAAUGUGGUGAAGCCCAUCACCCUGCGAGCACGGAACCUGCCCCAGCCACAGUCAGGCCAGCGAGGCUAUGAGUGUGUGCUCAUUAUCCAAGGGCUUGAACACAGGGUUCCUGCCCUGCGCUUCAACAGCUCCAGUAUCCAGUGUCAGAACACCUCUUACUCCUAUGAUGGGAUGGAGAUGAGUAGUCUGCCAGUGGAGCUCACAGUCAUCUGGAAUGGGGACUUUAGCAUUGACAACCCAGCCCAAAACAAAGUUCACCUGUACAAGUGUGAUGCCCGGCGGGACAGCUGUGGCCUUUGCCUGAAGGCUGACCCAUUGUUUGGCUGUGUGUGGUGUAACGGAGAAAAGCGCUGCACUCUCAAGCAGCACUGCCCGCACCCAGAGAGCCAGUGGCUACAGCCGUCAGGUCCCAACAGCAAGUGCACCCACCCCAAAAUCACACAGAUCACACCUCUCCGAGGGCCCCGAGAGGGCGGGACGCUCGUCACCAUCCGGGGAGAGAAUCUGGGUCUGGACUUCAGAGAGAUCCAGGGUCAUGUGAAGGUGGCCGAGGUGGAUUGCACUCCAGUGUUGGAAGGCUACAUCCCAGCAGAGCAGAUCGUUUGUGAAAUGGGGAAAGCAGAGAAGAGUCAGUAUGCUGGGAAUGUACAGGUGUGUGUUGGGAACUGCAGACCAGAGUUCAUGGCUACCUCUUUCAAGUACUACUAUUUUGUGGUUCCCAAGCUGCUUCAUCUGAAGCCCAGUCGAGGUCCUGUCUCCGGGGGAACCAUUGUCAACAUCACUGGAAGUAACCUAGAUGCUGGCAGCAAUGUCUCCAUCAUGUUCAAGGACCAGAAGUGUGUCUUUCACAGGAGAGGUGGACAAUGGAUAACCUGUAGGACACAAGCCUCGCUUAAUGGAUAUGGCAACGUCACCGUGUCAGUGGCUGUGGACAAGGCCCACCUGCAGAAGGACCUAAGGUUUGAGUACGUAGAAGACCCUACUAUACUUAAACUGGAGCCCGAGUGGAGCAUCUUCAGUGGGAAUACUCCAGUGACGGUGACUGGGACUAAUCUGGACAUCAUCCAGAACCCCUUAAUCCGAGCCAAGUACAAUGGGCUGGAGAGUGUCAAUACGUGUCGUGUUCUCAGCUCCACGGCCAUGCUGUGCCAGGCUCCUGGAUUGCCUGUCAGCCUGAGUCGACAGCGGGAGGUGGCAGAGAGACCGGACGAGUUUGGCUUCGUCUUGGAUGAAGUCCGCGCCGUGCUGGCCCUCAACACGAGCAGUUUUGUGUAUUACCCAAACCCUGUGUUUGAGCCACUGAGUGCAUCUGGAGUGCUGGAGCUAAAACCAGGCUCGACCAUCAUCCUCAAGGGGAGAAAUUUCCUUCCUCCUGCUCCUGGAGGCAACGGAAAGCUGAAUUACACUGUCCUGAUUGGUGAGAAGCCCUGUGCAUUAACCGUCUCCGACACUCAACUGCUCUGCGAGUCACCCAACCAAACUGGACGCCACAAGGUUGUGGCACGGGUGGGUGGGAUAGAGUUCUCCCCAGGUGUGGUCGACAUCUCCUCAGACAGCCCGCUCAGCAGCACUGCCAUCAUCAGCAUCGCCGGGGCUGGGGCCCUCCUCAUUCUCUUCAUUGUCGUGGUGCUCAUUGCCUACAAGCGCAAGUCCCGCGAGAGUGACCUCACGCUGAAGCGCCUCCAGAUGCAGAUGGACAACUUGGAGUCCCGUGUGGCCCUGGAGUGCAAAGAAGCAUUUGCAGAGCUGCAGACAGACAUUCAUGAGCUCACCAGUGACUUGGAUGGAGCAGGGAUCCCCUUCCUUGAUUACAGGACCUACACCAUGAGGGUUCUCUUCCCAGGCAUUGAGGAGCACCCUGUUUUGAGAGACCUAGAGGUGCCUGGUUAUAGGCAGGAACAAGUAGAGAAGGGUCUGAAGCUCUUUGGCCAGCUCAUCAACAACAAAGUGUUCCUGCUGUCCUUCAUCCGCACACUGGAGUCUCAGCGCAGCUUCUCCAUGCGUGAUCGCGGCAAUGUGGCCUCCCUCAUCAUGACCGUACUGCAGAGCAAGCUGGAGUAUGCCACUGACGUGCUCAAACAGCUGCUCUCUGACCUCAUCCACAAGAACCUGGAGAGCAAGAACCACCCCAAGCUGCUGCUGCGCAGGACUGAAUCUGUGGCAGAGAAAAUGCUAACAAACUGGUUCACCUUCCUGCUAUAUAAGUUCCUCAAGGAGUGUGCCGGAGAACCGCUCUUCUCUCUCUUCUGUGCCAUCAAGCAGCAAAUGGAAAAGGGCCCCAUCGAUGCAGUAACUGGUGAGGCCCGCUACUCACUCAGCGAGGACAAGCUCAUCCGUCAGCAGAUCGACUAUAAGACAUUGGUAGUGAACUGCAUACACCCGGACAAUGAGAAGAGCCCGGAGAUCCAGGUCAAGGUGCUCAACUGCGACACCAUCAGCCAGGUGAAAGAGAAGAUCUUAGAUGCCAUAUACAAGAACGUGCCCUUCUCUCACAGGCAGAAGGCAUCCGACAUGGACCUAGAGUGGCGGCCUGGGCGAGGGGCAAGAGUGAUCCUGCAGGACGAGGACGCCAGCACCAAGAUUGAGGGUGACUGGAAGAGGCUUAACACGUUGACUCACUACCAGGUGCCUGAUAACUCAGUCGUGGCCCUUGUACCAAAGCAGGUCAUGGUCUACAACUCCGUAAACAACUCCACGGUUUCCAGGACGUCUGCCAGUAAAUAUGAAAACAUGAUUAAGUACACGGGCAGCCCAGACAGCCUGCGGUCCCGCACUCCCAUGAUCACGCCUGACCUGGAGAGUGGCGUCAAGGUGUGGCACCUGGUCAAGAAUCACGAGCACGGCGACCAGAAAGAAGGUGACCGUGGGAGUAAGAUGGUGUCCGAGAUCUACCUGACCAGACUCCUGGCCACCAAGGGCACGCUACAGAAGUUUGUUGAUGACCUGUUUGAGACUAUAUUCAGCACUGCCCACCGCGGUAGCGCUCUGCCUCUCGCCAUCAAGUACAUGUUUGACUUCCUCGAUGAGCAGGCGGACAAGCAUGGCAUCCACGACCCACACGUCAGACACACAUGGAAGAGCAACUGCCUACCUCUGAGGUUCUGGGUGAACGUGAUCAAGAACCCGCAGUUUGUCUUUGACAUCCACAAAAGCAGCAUCACGGACGCCUGCUUGUCGGUGGUGGCCCAGACCUUCAUGGACUCCUGCUCCACCUCAGAGCAUCGCCUGGGCAAGGACUCGCCCUCUAACAAGCUGCUCUAUGCCAAGGAUAUCCCCAGUUACAAGAGCUGGGUGGAGAGGUACUACUCGGACAUCGGCCGGAUGCCGGCCAUCAGCGACCAGGACAUGAACGCCUACCUGGCGGAGCAGUCACGCAUGCACACCAACGAGUUCAAUACUCUGAGCUCCCUGAGUGAGAUCUACUGCUACGUGGGCAAGUACAGUGAGGAGAUAGUGGAUGCGCUGGAGCAGGACGACAGUGCCAGGAAACAGAGACUGGCCUACAAGCUGGAGCAGGUGGUCGCUUUCAUGAGUCUGGAGAGCUGAGGACCGCAUUUCCCAGAGUGCACUGGGAGAGAUCAGAAACCGAGCCGUGCCUGAGCGAAGACCUGUCCCUCAUUACCUUUGCCAUCUCAGCUUUCAGAAAGUUUUGUUUUUUCUGCUGCAAAUGUUUGCGUUGCAUUAAUUCUACUGGGUAGACAAUUACUGGAGAUAAGGAAGAGGAGUGUGUCUGUGGGGCUGCUGGGCGGCAUCUUGCCACGUUGACCAGCUUGGGAAAAUUGUACUUUUAAUUAAGUUGCCUUGAAAAACCAUCUCUGAAACGAGGUUUAUUCUCAGUUAGUUCCAGCUUUUUGAAUAGAAGUAAACCUACCUGUAGUGUCCAGUCAAUUUUAGAACGAUAUUUAAAGUGAGGUAAUGAAGGGAGUAGGGAUGGUAUGUGUGCAUGUAUAUAUAGGUGUGUGUAAUAUAUACCUGCAUACAAAUACACACUCAUGCAAAAAGACUGAGUACCAAAUCAACAGACAGGAUUCAAGGCAUACAUACUGAAACCCUCUCCAUUGCUUUGAGGAGAAGUCUGAUGGACCCUGAAUGACUAGAAAUCCAAACAUGUCCAGCAGAUUGUGUACGGAGACAGUUAAAGUGCUACUACACCUUAACUGGAUUGAGAUCGUAGUCUUGGAGAACCGUACAACAUAGACCAAGACAGCGACUUUGCUGUCCGUUCACUCAUGCAUUUGUUCAUGCACCUGUUUACUCUGAAAAGCCAAGCUCCUUGGCUCAUUUUGUACACAUCUUGCUUCCUCUAUAGAAAAUUUAAACACAUUGUUAAACUG